Salarias fasciatus (jewelled blenny) is the source of this 1784-nucleotide messenger RNA. RefSeq names its product twist2 (gene twist2). The transcript is spliced from 2 exons. Gene Ontology annotation, biological process: regulation of transcription by RNA polymerase II; developmental process. Gene Ontology annotation, molecular function: RNA polymerase II transcription regulatory region sequence-specific DNA binding; DNA-binding transcription factor activity, RNA polymerase II-specific; protein dimerization activity. Bases 198 to 692 code for a protein of 164 amino acids. The record is from RefSeq and is a predicted model, not a curated record. NCBI's taxonomy places the organism in Eukaryota, Metazoa, Chordata, Actinopteri, Blenniiformes, Blenniidae.
AACUUCCUGCGAGCGGAGAAGCGUGCCAGCCGCGCCGUGCCGAACCCCGUCUCUCCCGAAGGCGCGCAGACAGACGCGGUCUCACGUCGGUCCGCUCAUCUUUCAAGGAUAAGCUGCACGUUUUCAUUCGCGUAACCACGGCUUCAAAGGUGGACAACGUUUUUUCUUCUCUAUCCCUGCAUUUCUUCAAGAAAGAAAUGGAAGAGGGCUCCAGCUCCCCGGUCUCCCCUGUGGAUAGUCUGGUGACCAGCGAGGAGGAGCUGGACCGGCAGCAGAAGCGCUUCGGGAGGAAGAGGAGACACAGCAAGAAGUCCAGCGAGGACAGCAGCGGCAGCAGCCCGGGGCCGGUCAAGAGGGGGAAGAAGCCGAGCCCGAGCAGCAACCAGUCGUACGAGGAGCUGCAGAACCAGCGGGUCCUCGCCAACGUGCGGGAGAGGCAGCGGACUCAGUCUCUGAACGAGGCCUUCGCGUCUUUGCGCAAAAUCAUCCCCACGCUGCCGUCGGACAAACUCAGCAAGAUACAGACGCUGAAGCUGGCCUCCAGAUACAUAGACUUCCUCUGUCAGGUGCUGCAGAGCGACGAGAUGGACAGCAAGAUGUCCAGCUGCAGCUACGUAGCGCACGAGAGACUCAGUUACGCCUUCUCCGUGUGGAGGAUGGAGGGCGCUUGGUCCAUGUCAGCAUCUCACUAGCACGCAGAGAGCCUUCACUCACAAUGCCAAAGCGACUGUUUACUUCUGCAAAGACUGAAGAGCAAAUGGAUUAAUGAAGAACCCAUCGACCUCACGGGCACGGAGACGUAAUGUGACACACGCUCCUGGAGGAAUGUGUGUGUGUGUGUGUGUGUGGAUGCAGAUUCAUCACACUGCUUUUAGAGCUGACUGUGGCACACACACAGAGGGGGAAAAAAAGUGUGUUACAGCAAACAGCUCGGAUGUACGGCCUGUAUCACCAAAGCCAUCCUUUAAUCGUAAUGAAGGGAAUAUAUUUUGUUUUCAAAGACUUUAAACCAAAGUAUAAAUAUAAAUAAAUAUAUAUAGAGAGGUGAAUGCAUAUUGUACAUACUUGUACGCCUGUAGUCUGUAAAGGGACCAAUGCAAUUUCGAGUGUUUCGCUGCAUGGAUUCAUUUCACCGACUUUUUCCAGCCAAAAUCCGUCCAAUGUACUUUUUUUUUUUUUGUUCUGCUUAUUUAUUAAAACACGUAUUUUUUGAACGAAACAAGGCUCAUUUCUGAAAAUUUCAUAUGGAGACUCUAACAACAAAUGAACAAUGUUCAGCUGAAUGCUUUAAAGUAAAAAAAAAAAAAUCCAUAAAAAAGGUCGAGCUGAGCCAAUUAUUUGAAACAACCUUCAUGAAAAAAAAAUGCGUCUUGGCUUUUUCUCCUGCAUUUUUUUCUCACUGCUGGGUGUGAGAAGUCGCCCCCAAAGUCUUGUUAUGGAAAGAAAACGCCAACUCAAAGAGGGGAGGAAAAAAACAAAAAAAACAACAUACCAUAAAAAAAUACAGCUUCAUUAACAGUGGAGGAAAUUCGAGCCAAUUUUAAAGCGGGGGCCAUAUAAAAUGUUUGUCCGCUCAAAUAACGAGUAAUCGUUUCAAAUAGCGACGCCUCUGGGCUCUUUAACGAGCAGGGAGCCUCAACAGCCGCAGAUAAGGACAAGAACUGCGCACAACCGCCGCUUGAGAGCGGAGAAAUGCCUUUUAAUCGGCCCCUGCUCGCUUAAUACAUUAAAAACUGUUUACAUCCCGCUUUCCCAGACGUGGUUAGAUGGUAUCUAAACACUAA